Messenger RNA from Pararge aegeria (speckled wood butterfly), 617 nucleotides. RefSeq names its product 28S ribosomal protein S14, mitochondrial (gene mRpS14). Gene Ontology annotation, biological process: translation. Gene Ontology annotation, molecular function: structural constituent of ribosome. The coding region runs from base 130 to 522 and encodes 130 amino acids. NCBI's taxonomy places the organism in Eukaryota, Metazoa, Arthropoda, Insecta, Lepidoptera, Nymphalidae. The record is from RefSeq and is a predicted model, not a curated record. Gene Ontology annotation, cellular component: ribosome; mitochondrial small ribosomal subunit. The transcript has 3 exons.
GUCCUGUCACACAUGUGACAUGACUAAUUUUACAAAUGACGUUUCCAUGUUAUUUUAGUUGCAAUUUGCAUUGAGGUUACUGAAUUCAAGAAAUAAAAUUAGGACCUCGGACUUUUUGUAUAGGUAAAGAUGAAUCUUAACAUUUCGGGUCUAAGUAAAUUUAUAUGGAAAUCGCAAACAGUGUCGGGUUUCGGGUUUCAGCAGGUUAGGAAUAAAUGGGCAAAUUGGUUAAUGGUAAGGGACGUAAAGAGGCGGAGGAUGAGCGCUGAACAUUUUCUGGAAAGGACUAGAAUAAACGCCUUAAGAAAAAACAAUGUAUUGCCCUUAGAGAUCAGAGAACUGGCCGAUAAGGAAAUCAACAAGUUUGAAAUGAAUGCUAUACCACUAAGGAUCAAUAACAGAUGUGUUAUAACAUCAAGGCCACGCGGUAUUGUCAAAGAAUGGCGGAUGAGUCGUAUUGUCUGGAGACAUCUGGCUGAUUAUAAUAAGCUCUCAGGUGUACAGAGAGCUAUGUGGGGUUAACCAUAACCUAGGGCAUUCUUUAUACAAUGAACUAUUAUGUAGGUAAUUUGUUUUUUUUAGUUUUUAAUUAGACCAAUAAACAUUGUUUUAUAUAC